Molecule: messenger RNA, 2017 nt
Organism: Tripterygium wilfordii
Lineage: Eukaryota; Viridiplantae; Streptophyta; Magnoliopsida; Celastrales; Celastraceae
Product: fructokinase-like 1, chloroplastic
Exons: 2
Coding region: 119-1606 (495 amino acids)
Biological process (GO): plastid transcription; chloroplast organization
Cellular component (GO): chloroplast nucleoid
Molecular function (GO): kinase activity
Source: RefSeq, a predicted model, not a curated record
CGAUUUAUAGCCGUUGAUUUCAACAGGAGCACUGGAUAAAACGACCCGAUUCGUUUAGCAAGUAUUUCAUGACCCGAUAAAGUUGCAGACAGAGAUAGCGAGGCCAACGACCAAAGUCAUGGCCUCAUUCCUUGUAUGCUUCCGCUCAUUGCACUUAAACCCUAGCUCUGCAACGAUACCUCAAGCUCCAAAACCUCUAAAUCCCAAUCGAACAUUACAUUAUACUCUAAAUCCACUGAAGGCGUCCAUUAAUGGAUAUACCGAUGGAGCCAUUGAGUCUCCAAAACCCGCUCGCCGUGGCAGAAAGAAGAAAUCCACAUCAACAACGACCACCACUUCAGCCCCAAAGAAAGAAACGAAGCGCUCUAGAAAACCCAAACCGCAAAACGGCACAAUUGAAGUCGAAUUGGAAUCGCCAAAAACAGAGCGAACUGAUGAUGAGAUAGAUAUAGAGGAUUACGACGACGGCAUGGAUUCUCAAUACGAUUAUCCUCCUUUAAUCUGCUGCUUCGGAGCAGCACAGAAGGAGUUUGUGCCCACGGUGCGGGUUCACGACAUCCAGAGGCACCCAGACAUUUACUCCUCUUGGAAGCAGUCGCAGUGGGACCCGCCGGAGUUCGUGCGUGCCCCCGGUGGACCGGCGUCGAAUGUGGCGAUAUCGCACGUGCGGCUGGGCGGGAGGGCUGCAUUCAUGGGGAAGGUUGGGGACGAUGAUUUUGGAAAAGAAUUGGUGCUUACGAUGAACAAAGAGAAAGUGCAGACUCGGGCGGUGAUGUUCGAUGAGAAUGUGAAAACUGCGUGUAGUUUCAUGAAAGUGAAGUUCGAGGACCGGAAGAUGAGGAUGGAGACUGUCAAGGAGGCUGCAGAGGAUUCCUUAAUCAGCUCUGAAUUGAAUCUUUCGGUGCUCAAAGAGGCAAGAAUGUUCCACUUCAACUCAGAAAUACUAACAUCCCCUUCAAUGCAAAAGACCCUUUUUAGAGCAAUUGAGAUCUCUAAAAAGUUUGGUGGGCUCAUAUUUUUCGAUUUGAAUUUGCCAUUACCUUUGUGGAGAUCACGUGAUGAGACAAGGGAAUUGAUCAAGAGGGCCGUGAAUGUAGCAGAUAUAAUAGAGGUAUCAAGGCAAGAGCUAGAAUUUCUCCUAGAUGAAGAGCAUUAUGAGAGGAAACGAAAUUACCGACCGCAAUACUAUUGUGAAAAUUUUGAGCAAACCAAGCAGCGGCGAGAUUAUUAUCAUUACGCCCCCAAGGAAAUCUCCCCAUUAUGGCAUGAUAAACUUAAAUUUUUGUUCGUGACGGAUGGAACACUUAGAAUUCAUUACUAUACUCCAUCAUUUGAUGGCGCGGUGGUUGGAACAGAAGAUGUGCUCAUCACCCCUUUCACUUGUGAUAGGACUGGUUCGGGUGAUGCUAUUGUUGCUGCCAUCAUGAGAAAGCUUACCACUGUCCCUGAGAUGUUUGAGGAUCAAGAUAUCUUAGAGAGACAGCUUCGGUUUGCAGUUUCCGCUGGCAUUAUAGCUCAGUGGACAAUUGGUGGAGUGAGAGGGUUUCCCACCGAAAGCGCUACACAAAAUCUGAAGGAACAGGUUUAUGUACCUUCAAUGUGGUAAACAUAAAGCGAAGAGAAGUUACAAAGCAUCUACAGGCUCAGAUUUGCUGGUGUUUAAUUGCAUCGUCUUCUGAGGUUGUGAAGAUUGUUUACGGCUUCGGAAUUAGUUGCUUUAGCAGUGAUUGCAGAAACACCAGGUGAGGAUUCGUAACUUAAAAAAAUUGCAUGAAAUGUAUGCAGUCAACUUGUUGUAUUUCAGCUUCUGCUUCAUUUCACAUUGUGCCAGUGUUUGAUUAUCUGGCCUAUGAUGAUCUUGUACCAUUUGUAGGCAAGAAUAGCAUUUGUACACUAUGAUUCUGUGUAACCUUUCUUCUUUGUUUGCAUGCCUGCACUCUGCUAAACCUCUGAUACUAUUUCACUUAUUCAGUGAUAUUCGUCUGAUUGUAAAUGCGUUAUUAGAGAAUUACACUGA